GCAAUUCCAAAAUAGGAAUAGAGAAAUCUUCCUGAAAAUCGCUAGUAGAAGAGAUGGCUUAAUGUUGCUGACCACAUGAGAAGAAACAUGAGAAGAAUUGACUGACAGAAGGAGAAGGCACCUGCAUGCAACUCAUAAUUGCAGUGCAGAGUUCACAUCGCGGAAGAUGAAGUCGGGGGUGCGGAAGAUGACGAAGCUGAAAACGAUGGACAAGAAGGGAAAUCUUCCAGCAUCUUUUAUAUCUUCCGCGGGUCUGUCUUUUUUCUAGUUAGGUCGGCUCCACCACAAAUAAUAGGAAUACAAGAACAAGAAGGUGGAAAAAUAUUCGCGAGGUGAAGAAGUAGAAGAAGAUGGUGGAGAAGGUGAGCAUCGGAGAGAAAAAGCGAAAAGCUAGGCCUCCUCGUUCAUCCCAGCAUCUUCCAGCAUGCUACUUCCGUAGAGGAGCAGCCACUCUAGCUGCCGCCACAACAGCAUUUUCCGGCAUAGCAGUAGUAGCUCGAGAUAGAACCACCACCGCGGAUCAAGCACAAAUAGAUCCAAGAAGAACUAGUGGACGAGGUAGUGUGAAAGUGAAUGAAGAACCUGCGGAGCAGCGGAAGCUGAUGCAGCGUGAGAAGAGUCGAUCUUCGUCAACGAAAGCAUCUUCUAGUUCUUCAUUUUCUAGUCGUGCAGGAGGAGCUUCGAGCGGUAGUAGAUCUCCUGCUGAGGAGGAGGAAAGAGACAUAUUCUAUCAUUCCGGCAACGGACAGCGACAGGGAGAAUUAUCUGCAAAUGGUGAGCAUGUUGGUAGUGGAGGAGAAGGUCCUUCAGCAUCGUCAUCGUCUGACUACACGAGCAGCAGAAGCACACAUGGACGAGAAGAUGCAGGUUCAUCGAGGAGAGCAGCUGCAUCAUCAUCUUCUUCAGCAGGAUCAAUAGAUGACGGGAACAAGCAUAUCGAUGGACCAGAUAAUUUUUACGCUUAUGCAACAUCGUCAAAUAUUGAUCAUGCAGGAAGAAGUGUGCAUCAACAUCAACAUCAAGGUGUGAGAAGCAGCAAUAGUGGUCGUGUUGGGAAACAUGAAGAUGAAAAAGACUUUUUUGACCGUCUUCGUGAUUUCGCUAUGGCCAUCGACACUAGCAUUGGAAAUGUCAGAUCUACUGUGCAAGAAGCCGCGAACGGUCUAGCACGCAGCUUAGGAAGGAGAGAAACUCUGGGUACUAGUGCAGCUGGUCGUGGAGCAGCUCCUGGCACACCUUCGACUGCACUAGAAGGAACUCCAUCAUUUUCUUCACCAGCACGAAAUGAAAAGGAUAGAAAAGGACAGAGAUUCGACCCUGGCCUUGCUAGACACUGGAUUGACGCAGAAGGUGAACAGAGCGUCUGGCAGGACUCUACAGGACAGCCUCGUACUUUGCUGACUACACCAGUGCGAGAAACCUACUCAGCAUGGAAAGAGGCAGAGAAGAGCGGUCUUCAUCAGGGGACAAGUAGUAGGAAUUUGGCGGGUGCAUCCUCGGCGUUGGAAAUGAGAUAUGGAAAGAAAUGAUACCUCCUGUCAAAGUCAAUUGUCAUUUUCAUUCUCGAGGAGACAUAGCUAGGCCGACUCACAAUAUCCACGUCAAUUGAUUUCUGUUGCAGAAGGUGAGCAGCCAAAAAACCCCUCCUCUUGUGCCAUUUCCUCUUCUUCAUACCCCCAAAGAGGCCGAACAGCAGCAGCACCUACCCAUGGACUAUCCCCGACGAUUGCAGAGCACCUCAGCAUCUGCGCAGGCUGCGCGAGUUUGGGGUAUAUUCAAUGCAGAUCAUCAACCUGACGGGUGGCGUGUUAGCGAAGUAGCAUUCUACGAAGAUGACGGUUGCAACCAACAGUUGACGCCAUAUAGCUUGCGCAGUGGACCAAGCGCGGAUUCCGGUAUACAACUUAGCUACCUUUUGUAAAAUGAAGAUAAGUGCGGAAGAUUCCGGUAUACUUAGCUAUCUUUUGUAAAAUGAAGAUAAGUGCGGAUUCCGGUAUACUUAGCUAUCUUUUGUAAAAUAAACCACGUAAGGGAAAGAAGACGAUACAUUACGGUUGAGCAGGUUAUUUGUGAUGGACAUGGAUCACAUCAGAAAACAAUCUUCUACUUUCUUUUUUCGGCUCAAGAACUUUCAUUGGUCUUUGGGGUCAAGAGUAAGCAGGGUUGGCGGCCCUGCCCUCGUGCCUUGUAGGCCGGCGCAUAAGAGUGGGACGGUUGGCAGCCGGUGGAGGUUUAUAGUAAUUAAUUAAUUACCUCCUUUGCCCCUAGAUUUUUUCUCCAUCAUAUAAUCGACUAGUUCGUAGGCAAUUAGUGCGCAGUAGUAUAAGGAGGUUAAUGCACUCCACCCGUCGCCGGCAGGUACACCGGACAACACUGGGGCCACCCUUUCGGCGUUCUCGGACUACAAAAAAAAAACAUCAAAGGGGAGACCCUCUGAGAGAACAGAGGAAAACUAAGGGAAAACAAGGGGACGAGAGGCAAGGGGCAUUUUUCUUGCAGAAUCUGUGACCGCUGACUGCUGACCUUUAAUACUACCUCUUAAAAAAAAUCAACUCAGCCGUAAUGGGUCCUUCCUCUAUCCCUGGAGAAGGAUCCACAGAAGAGGUGGAUAUGACCACGUGUCUGACGUCCAACGUUCGUGGCAUUCCGAACAAAGCACUUGAUGGCUUCACGAACACCAUGUGGGCAGCGGAAUGCUGUCCGUGUCCACCGAAUACAGCCUAUAUCGGAGCAGAUUUUGGAAACCCGGUGAUAGUGAAAUGUGUUAUAAUCACGCAAGUGCCUGGGUAUUUAUUUCUUUGAGAAGUUUUUUGGAUCCUGCUAUGGCGUUUUUGAGAUUUCUGAUACCUUCGUCUGCAUGUGAUUUCUUUGUGACCUCGUACUUGUAUACAGUUUUAGUGCCUUUUUUACAGUCUCUUUUUACUAGACUCAAAGUGAUCUCGUACGUUUAGUUUUAGUCUCUAGUCUCUUUCAUACGCUUAAAUAGUGUAUAAUCAGGUACCACGCAAAUUCCGUUACCUUGAUGAAGGAAACAGGCCUCUUGCAAGUAGGGACGAACAGUCUGUGGGGUCCAGUCGUGACGUGGACUGACCUUUAUCCGGACUACAACAGGGUGUAUUCGGGAAUCAAGAUUAUGGCACGAAGAUAUUCAACAAAACGACCAGGAUCACGGGUACCUGCUCCUUAGUGUCAGUCAAAACUACAACAUAUUAAUCGCGUCAUCACUCUCAAUUAAUAUUGAUGUUCUCUAAUCGGAUAAUACCGGCUAAGUGAAGUGAGAUCAUUUCAUUUAAGUUAAGUCAUGGCUUUGUGAAGUCCUUUGCAUGUAUUCUCUAAUUUCCUGGACGACAUGAGCGUAACUUUCGUGAAGCAGGGAUUCAAGCACUGUUUUACUGCCAUGUACGGACCACAGUAUGGCGGUGCUCGAGGGCUGCAGGAAGCCGAAAACGCCUGCAAGGGGGACAAAAACUGUCAGGGAGUCUAUCAGCAGUCUUGUGAUUAUGGAAGUAGGUCAUAUUUUUAGCGUUGGUCCCCAUAUUUUUUGGCGUUGGCCCCUUCUUCUGAAACAAAUCAGGAAGUUCAAGUUUUCCACACCAAACAAGAACAAGCUUUUUAACAAACAUUAUUAAGAUCUUAAUCUAUCUUUUGCACUACGGGGAGUCAAUCUCUCUCGACGUCGCUUCUAACAUUCGCCUUUGGUGUACACUGUAUUGCUGUCGAAUAUUCUGGACAUGCAGGGCUUGAGAAAUGCGCUUUUUCCAGUGCAGGAUACAACUACUCCAAUGCCGGGACUGAACACGCCAGCACCACCUGAACCAGAGGUAGCGUGCCUAGAUGUUUUUAGGAAUGCCUAUGCUGGUCGAAAAGGUAUCAUCUGUUGCUGAGUCAAUUACAGGAUUUUCUGAGAGGGUAAGUCUAGUACUCACGAAUUCUACUGGAAACUUCCACUUGCUAAGGGUAAGAAGUCAUCACCACUUCAACGGCCAUCUUCAGGUCCGCACAAACGUGCUGCUCCCAAGUGGUCAGAUGCUGCUCGAGGGUUCGAGAACUACAUUCAAUAUGUGGAACGCGACCGAUUUCUCUCCGCCGAUUCCUGUAACUAUGCAAACCUAUCCCAAGUACGGAAUAGUCCGCAUGUGCACGCGAAACGUGCUAGACGCUUUGCAGGAAAGUGCGGAAGGCAGCUGUGUGUGGAAGAAGACGGUAGCUGCUAUACAUAGAUUUUAUAAUAUGUAAAUGUCGACGUCGAGUGGUGAGAUGUUCGCACGCCAUUGCGUGCAUGGGCGCGGGACUGUCCACGCUGGUGGGGCAGUCGUCUCUGACGCGCCAGGUGCUUUGGAAGCUUCUGCUUUCCUAUCUUUACUCACAUUUUUCCAAUUUUUUUCCAGUGCGCCGGCCAUGAUUUCGUAUCAUCUUCCUUUUUCGAACUUCUUCUCUUUUACAAUAACAUCCAGGGCGCCAUGAUUUCGUAUCUUCCAUUUUCGAAUUUCGAAGUGAUGAAGAACUUUCCGGGUUUAGUGGAGCUGGCUACGAUUUACAGGGAGAUGGUCAGCGAUUGCGCGAGCACGUGUCUGACAACGCCAUCAUGCACAUCUUUUCAGUUUUUGAUCAGGCGCGAAGCGAAAGUGCCACCGCUAAACUGCGAACUUUUUUUAUGGAAUUGUCGAUCGUCGGGAUCUAAUAUUUCGUUUCAUUGAAGAAACAGUAGUUAGUACUUUUUAAGAAGUCAAAAUUACCAUACGACUAAUCAUAAACGACAACGACCUAUAUAUAUGGAUAGAGCGACGUAAGAUCUUGUCUCUUCAACAACUGGGUCUCGGGGUCUACUACUUCUGAAUAUGCAUAAUAGCUAAAGAAAAUGAAAAAUCGGAUUCAUCUCAUAUAGUUCUAACCUCCAGCAUGCCGGAUGACUUCGCGCCGCCUGCAGGCCUCCGAAAGACUGAUGGCGUGGUGAAUAUCAUCGAUUUUUAUCAAUACGAUACAUGGAACGCAUCCACGCUGAUCGAAGAAACCACGACUCAGGGAUUCUCCUUUGCGACGAGGAAGACAGGGACGAUCUUCACUUUCCUACUUGCGCCAGUGCUUGUGGGAGUGAUGCCAUUGUUAAGCUUGACCUUGUAUUAGUGUGGCAGUAACAAGACGACUAUGUUGUCAUAAGUAGUUAUCAGGCAGAGGAGGAGUCUGUCAAUUUGAAUUUUGAAUACUUACUUUUUUACUUUGAUGAUGUUCAUUUCACUUGAAAUAACUUUUUACCUUCGUUUCGACAGGUACUAGCAUCACAAGAAAAUUGGAGAAAAACAGAAUCCAUAUGCAGCUGUGGUGUUGGUCGUUCUCGUUUUGAGUUAAUUUUCUUUUUGAAAAUGGUUUUGCCUGUUGGUCAUCAAGAAAAUUUUGAUUUAUUGAAUAGUUGUUUCGCUGGUUCUCAAUUGAUUUUGAUUCGGUAGUUUUUGCUAAGUAAGGGGGGCGAUGAAUAGGACUAGAAAUAGCGGCGCAUGCAUAGGGUUACUAGAAGAAGAACAAAAACUCAAACGGUUUUUAUGAGCUUGUUGUAGUAGUGAGUUGUUGUAGAUAACUUUUUUGAAUAUGGAAUUGAAUGAAUUGAUUGAUUGAAUGAAUCAUAUCGUGACCACAUCGAUCGUUUCUUGUAAAUCAACAGGUAGCAAGAGUAACUUCUAAAAAGAAAAGGUAGUCAUACAUCCUUACCUCAGGGUGCUCCUCGUUUCCAUCCCAUUCUUGACAGAUUUCCUAGAAAAAAUAGUCUUGCAUUUGCAAGGUGCAUCUUUUUUAUAACCGAUGCACAGGAGUAGAUUUCGAAGAAAGAUUGAGACUUGCUUCUGCAAUAAUGUUGCCUGAUCUCCACGAUAAAAUGAAGACGCACAGCAAGUGAAACUAUGAAUGGUGGCUACUUUCUCGUUUUAUGGACAGACCUUUAUGCUUAUGCAGCAAGCAAAAAAUGGCACGUGCGCUCUCUCUAUAAAGCAACAUUAUGGUGAGUGUGUGUCUCUGUGAUGCGUUUAGGAACAACAUCGGAGAAAUAAGAAAAUAGUUGGAAAGGAACGAAGUGUGCUACCGCAUGUGUGUGUGU
This is a messenger RNA of Amoebophrya sp. A25, 6085 nucleotides long. The record is from the annotation of a GenBank genome assembly. NCBI's taxonomy places the organism in Eukaryota, Dinophyceae, Syndiniales, Amoebophryaceae.